CUAGGUCUAUCAACUACCCCAUGGGUAGGAUUUCUUGGCAUUUGAUGAGAGAUUAUCAACACUUUUGUUAUGAAAUUCAUUUGUAGAUUAUUUCAUGGACCUUCUACAUCCCAGAGAAAGUUAAUACAGGCCAAAUAGACUUUUAAUUCACAUCGCCACUUACACUAGAUUGUUCCAUUUGGGAACUCGUGGGUGACAUCCUUCACCAUCUCUUGGAAACGAGAUCUCACACCUUCAUGAGAAGUUUGUGUAUUACCUGGACAGAUCUACCUUCCAAUGGGAUGCGCACACAGCUGGUAUAUCUAAUGAGUGUUUGAAAGGAAAAAUUGAAAGUAUAAGUUUCAUUUGGAUAGGUACAUAUGUAUAUAACGGCUUGAAUAUACAUGGAACCCUGAAUAAUUCAAUCAAAAACAAACAGUGUGUGUUGGGACAGGACAGGUGAAGUAAUGGAGUGUUGAAGGUUUGGAACUCCUGAUUAACAUAUACACAAAAACAGCGUGAUUAGCUUUCAAUAAUUUGGUUGGAUUUGAACCAAUUAAAUUUUAUCUGGACUAAUGGAAGGAACACCACUUGUCUGAUUUGUCACCUUAGGUGAACUGUGUACCGGUAGGUUCUUAAAAGAUACACGUGUAAGAUACAUUUCUUCCAAAUUUAAUUUGGUUUUUAAAGUUUAUCUUUCAAGGCAAUGUGAAAAUAGACCUUUAAACGUGCAAUUUAAAAAACUCAUGAUUCUAGGAUAUUCAUUUUAUAUGAUUGAAAAAUGGAAGAUUCUUGAUCGAGCAAAUACUGCUGCUGUGAUGCUUCAGGCGUGAGCCAUAGAGUCUGAUGGAAUGAUCAGUUGAAUUUGGAUAUUUUAUCGACUUCAAAUGAAAAGCAGUUAUACAGAAAUAUGCUUUUUGUGUGUAGUCCACUGCACAUUUAACAAUCUAUAACCUACAAUUUGGUGAUUUUUUUUGUGUGUGUGUUAAUCGCAAUAUAAGCUACAAUGAUGAAACAGCUGCGGACACCAGGGCGUCUCCAUUCUCAGAUCCAGCCAUCCAGACACCUCACUCUGGACAUCUCCAUCACAGGAUCACAGAUGACUACCCCUCGGUCAGUCGUGGUCACCGAGGACCGGAAUGUAGAUGCGGUAAUGCGAUCUAACAUGGUGAUCAUGCCCACCCUGAUAUCAUAUGCGGCAGGGUUGCGUGAGGUUGUGCCAGAAAGCAUGUUCCACAGUUUCUUCAAUUUGGAGAUUGGUCAUGCACCAUGUAGCUAUCACAAUCGUCUCCCGCCCAUCGUCCCAGUUGCGCUUCAGAAGCCAUCCUAUGUGAGUUUCGUAGGAACAGCACCUGUCGUAGAAAAAUUGUAUGCAACGUUUAAGGAGACUCCAGGUCUCAAGGAAUUGUCUGUCUGUGACCACAAAUGCGCUCGUCAUGAGAUCCACAUGGAGCAGCACAAACAAAGCGCCAAAUGUGGAUUAUGUGGACAGUAUCACCAGGCUGAGCUCCCUCCCAAUCAUCUACACACCCAUAGACUUGUGACAUUGAAAAAGAGAGAGGCUCUCAGGAAACGUGCAAAUGAGGCAGCAGCAGAGCGGAAACAGCGGAAGGCUUAUUCUUCACCUUUGUACUCAUCUCUCAAGGACAAACGACAGAAGGUACGAUUCCAGACCCCAGAGUCGGACCACAGAUCAGGAAUAGGUACACCUCGCAAUGAAUCUGACCUUGACCUUCAUGUGAUGUUACCAACGGAGACUGUAGGAACUGAUGAACAGACAGAGGAAGGAACUGAUGGACAGACAGAGGAUGAAACUGAGGUCACGGAGGACAGUACAGAGGAAAACCAGGAACUAUCAGGGACAGAUAACCCAGUAAAUAGUACAGACUCGAGUGAACAACAAACAGAGCCAGAGGCAGACUGGUCCCCGAGAGAGGAGGAGUACGUCAUCAUCUCUAGGAGUGAAGUUGAUGUUGCCACGGCAGCUAUGGAAGCAGCUGAGGCAGAACACCGAGAACAGUUACGGAUGUUUGAGGAAAUGUGUAAACAACGGGAACAAGAAAAAGAGGCACAACUAGCUGCAGCCCUGGCCAAGGAGGAGGCAGACAGGUUGGCUGAGGAGGAACUCAUAAGGACGGAGAUUUCCGGGGAGGAUAUGACAAUGCUUAGAAAACGCUUGACCUCUGAAUCACUUAUCUCCGGUCAGUCUGAUGGUCAAAAUUUCGGGCCACCUAGACCUAAGGUCCCAGUGCGUCUACCAUUGCUAUCAAAGAAGAACAAGAAAAGUUCUGCCUCCGUCUCCAGCAGCAGCAGUGGUCAGCUAAAGACGUCCUCCUCAAGGGUCAAGGCCAGUAAAUCAACUAGCCGGACGUCAACAUCACGUAACAAACUGGACAAGAAGUCCAGCAGCAAGCUUAACAACAAACUUAGCCAAGAGCCCUGUCUCCCUGAGAUAAGUGAUGUCAUCAAACACACACAGUCAGCCUCCUCUGGCACAACAUUUGUCAAACCACCACCUAAGGUUCUCACCAAACUUCUAAAGGAAGAACUGACAGAAGUCAAAGUUCGCACUCCAGUUGAGUCCAAAGAUAAAGGUACAAGGUUGACCCCUAAAGGGUCAAAAGUCACUGAGGAGAAACCUAUUCAGCUCGACCUGCCUCUUCCCCCAAUGGACAUGAGUCUGGCCAAACCUCCGCCAUUGGCAUUUCUCCAGUCUGGCCAUGAGAGGGGAGAAGAUAACAGCAAGGUGCCUCCCACACAGGUCAUCCCCACUGUAGGUGAUACCCGUACUGGACCCCUGUCACUGACAGUCGAUGACCGACCAGAUUCACGAGGACGGACACCAAGUGGAAGACGGAAGUUUUCCAUUGUAAAGAAGGAGAAAGUAGAUCGGCGCAGGGUCGGGGUGAAAGUUGAAUCCCCAAUAGAGUCGCCUGUAGAGGAAUUGCCGAACAAGAGGACGGACUCAUGGAUCUACGGUCAGGAUGAUGAUGAAUCAAUAGCAGCUGGAGACACAGAAAAGUCACCAGAAGUAGACGAGGUACCUCCACUGCCUGCUGAUAUACCUCCGCCUCUACCUGACCUAGACAGCAUCAACAAAUCCAAUAAAAAAAUAGAUAAACGACGUCGAGCAUCAAUUCAAACACCCAUUGUCCAAAAACUUGAAAAAAAGUUAAAACGUCGACAGUUUUCUAAGGACACUUCGUAUGAGGAUGAAUUGAGAAAACAGGAGCUUGCAGAACAACGACGGCAGAAACACAUGGAAAUGUUGGAGAAAGCCAGGGCCAGGAGACUCCAGGGAGAUAUGGAUGGAGAAGGCGAUGAGGAUGGACCUAAUUUUGAUGACUAUGGUUUCCUGGCCAAAUACUGCAUUUUCAACAAAUCAAGUGUUGAGAUGUACAGACACACUUUUGACAUCGUUGAUGAUGAACAACGAGGUUGGCUGAGUGCAACAGAGGUAAUGGUGGCCCUGAGAGCUGUCAACAAUAAACUGUCUCAUGCAGAAGAGGAAUAUCUGUACAGGAUAUUGGAGCUGACAGGAUACAGUAUUAAAAAUGGUGCUGACUUCAAACUCUUCUCUGUGGUAGCUGCUCUCUCACAAAAAAUUGCUGCCCUCGAUAAUUGGAUGAGAAACAUGAUUGGUAAAAUGGAUUUUGGCAUGUUAGAGAUGAAGUUAUUUAUGUGUAAAAAACUCUGGGAGUGCAAUGUUGACCAUGAGACCAACAAGAUUUCUAUAGACCAACUAUGUGUGGAACUUAGGGCAGGAGGGGUCAGUCUAGCACACGAGAUAGAGGUCAGAGAGAAACUGUCACACUUGGAUGCACUUGACCUACUCGACUUCCUCUCCUACAUUCCUCUCUUUAUUAUGAUACACCAAUCUGUGGUGGACAACCCUCUGGACGAUACUCGCGACAAGUAAAACUUCCAUACUGGACAACCCUCUGGACGAUACUCGCAACAAGUAAAACUUCCAUACUGCACAACCCUCUGGACGAUACUCGCGAUAAGUAAAACUUCCAUACUGCACAACCCUCUGGACGAUACUCGCAACAAGUAAAACUUCCAUACUGCACAACCCUCUGGACGAUACUCGCGAUAAGUAAAACUUCCAUACUGCACAACUCUCUGGAAGAUACUCGCGACAAGUAAAACUUCCAUACUGGACAACCCUCUGGACGAUACUCGCAACAAGUAAAACUUCCAUACUGGACAACCCUCUGGACGAUACUCGCGACAAGUAAAACUUCCAUACUGGACAACCCUCUGAACGAUACUCGCAACAAGUAAAACUUCCAUACUGCACAACCCUCUGAACGAUACUCGCGACAAGUAAAACUUCCAUACUGCACAACCCUCUGAACGAUACUCGCGACAAGUAAAACUUCCAUACUGGACAACCCUCUGGACGAUACUCGCGACAAGUAAAACUUCCAUACUGGACAACUCUCUGGACGAUACUCGCGACAAGUAAAACUUCCAUACUGGACAACUCUCUGGACGAUACUCGCGACAAGUAAAACUUCCAUACUGGACAACCCUCUGGACGAUACUCGCGACAAGUAAAACUUCCAUACUGGACAACCCUCUGGACGAUACUCGCGACAAGUAAAACUUCCAUACUGCACAACUCUCUGGACGAUACUCGCGACAAGUAAAACUUCCAUACUGGACAACCCUCUGGACGAUACUCGCGACAAGUAAAACUUCCAUACUGGACAACCGUCUGGACGAUACUCGCGACAAGUAAAACUUCCAUACUGGACAACCCUCUGGACGAUCGAUACUCGCGACAAGUAAAACUUCCAUACUGGACAACCCUCUGGACGAUACUCGCGACAAGUAAAACUUCCAUACUGCACAACCCUCUGGACGAUACUCGCGACAAGUAAAACUUCCAUACUGCACAACCCUCUGGACGAUACUCGCGAUAAGUAAAACUUCCAUACUGGACAACCCUCUGGACGAUACUCGCGACAAGUAAAACUUCCAUACUGGACAACCCUCUGGACGAUACUCGCGAUAAGUAAAACUUCCAUACUGGACAACCCUCUGGACGAUACUCGCGACAAGUAAAACUUCCAUACUGCACAACCCUCUGGACGAUACUCGCGACAAGUAAAACUUCCAUACUGGACAACCGUCUGGACGAUACUCGCGACAAGUAAAACUUCCAUACUGGACAACCCUCUGGACGAUACUCGCGAUAAGUAAAACUUCCAUACUGGACAACUCUCUGAACGAUACUCGCGAUAAGUAAAACUUCCAUACUGGACAACCCUCUGGACGAUACUCGCAACAAGUAAAACUUCCAUACUGCACAACCCUCUGUACGAUACUCGCGACAAGUAAAACUUCCAUACUGGACAACCCUCUGGACGAUACUCGCGACAAGUAAAACUUCCAUACUGCACAACUCUCUGGACGAUACUCGCCACAAGUAAAACUUCCAUACUGGACAACCCUCUGGACGAUACUCGCGACAAGUAAAACUUCCAUACUGGACAACCCUCUGAACGAUACUCGCGACAAGUAAAACUUCCAUACUGGACAACCCUCUGGACGAUACUCGCGACAAGUAAAACUUCCAUACUGGACAACCCUCUGGACGAUACUCGCGACAAGUAAAACUUCCAUAUUGCACAACUCUCUGGACGAUACUCGCGAUAAGUAAAACUUCCAUACUGGACAACCCUCUGAACGAUACUCGCGAUAAGUUAAACUUCCAUACUGGACAACCCACUGAACGAUACUCGCGACAAGUAAGACUUCCAUACAGCACAACUCUCUGGACGAUACUCGCGACAAGUAAAACUAAAUGAGCAAUUCAUAAAUGUUCCAACAAACAAUAAACUAGUGGCAAAUUAAUUGUUACACAGGACAAACGAUUGUCAACUGGAACUCGGCGAGAGGUUUUGGUUGUCGGGCAAUUAAGUGAUAACUAAUGGUCAGCUGGUACUGGUCGAGUGAAUUCAGCGAGAGACAAAAUACAUCUGUGACAAGAAAUGAUGUACUGACACUGUGAUCAGGUUAUUUGUAAUCGGAGACUCCAUAUGUUUUUGUAGACAGCAUACAUUGUUUCUGUGCUAACUAUACUUCUCUGGUUUUAUUGGGAAGUAUAUUCAACUUCAUACGCUUAACCCAGCUGAGGGCAGAAUUACACCUCUGAAAUAUUGCCUGAAUGCACUAUACAGUAUGAUAGAACAAGGGACAAUAUAUACUGUCGGAACCAUGUAAAACAUAACGUCAAUGUUGAAGUACAAUAUUGUCCAUGAUAUUUGUAGAGACAAUUUAGAUUUGGUUGUUAUGUACACUGGAUAUUUAUUAGUUAUACAAAGUGUCACGAGAUGUUAAGAUAUGUCUGGUAGAUCACGUGUCUGUAGAAUGAUAUUGAGCUGUGAUAUUUUAUAAGCUGUGGUGUAUGUAGAUUUCCUGGUAGUGUCUAUCGAAUGUUACCACAGGUGAAUGGUGAUUGACUGAUGCAUAAGUUUGAAAUGUAUUAUUUCGGUUUGUAUUCUGUACAUUUAAAACACAUUUUUAUGAGAGGAUCCCUUUAUCUCUCUAUUUUUGCCAUAUAUAUAAACAUCCUUUAGUUGCGAAAUCUUUCUAUUUUUGUAGUUACCUCGGGUAAAAGCAAUAUGCAUGUAAUCAUGGUAUCAACACAAAUCAAGGUAACAUUUAUCGUACUUUCAUAUAUUGAUCCUGGCUGGGAUACAAUACAGAAAGUUUCACUUAAUAAGUUGUUGGUAGUGCCUGGAUGAAGCAUAGACCUAUAUUCAGAGAUUAAUGUUUUGAUGCGAGUACAUUAAUUUAAAACCUAGCGUUAACUUCAUCAGGCUUUUUACUUUGCCACCUCAAUCUGCCAGCCUUGUAGACCAUAUAAAUGUCAAGCAAAUAAAACUUAACAAUCAUC
Pecten maximus is the source of this 6889-nucleotide messenger RNA. RefSeq names its product neurofilament heavy polypeptide-like. The transcript has 19 exons. NCBI's taxonomy places the organism in Eukaryota, Metazoa, Mollusca, Bivalvia, Pectinida, Pectinidae. The coding region runs from base 986 to 3898 and encodes 970 amino acids. The record is from RefSeq and is a predicted model, not a curated record.